AGAGAAUUGUGUGCGUUUGGCGGGUUUCGCUGUCUUGCUAAGUAUUUGAUCAUCCCACAGGAGAGGGAACCAGGGACAAGAAGACGUAGUGACGUCGCCACUGAAGAAAAAGGACAGUUCGGACUCCCCGAUGGCCAUGGCUGUGGAAUUUAAAACUUAUGUAGAUCAGGCAUGCAGAGCUGCUGAGGAAUUUGUCAAUAUUUACUAUGAGACAAUGGACAAAAGAAGACGGGCACUAACCAGGCUGUAUCUGGACAAGGCCACUUUAAUAUGGAAUGGAAAUGUUGUUACAGGGCUGGAAGCCCUAGCCAAUUUUUUUGACAUGUUGCCUUCUAGUGAAUUCCAGGUCAAUAUGUUAGAUUGCCAGCCAGUUCAUGAACAAGCUACUCAGGCCCAGACCACAGUUCUUGUUGUGACCAGUGGAACUGUGAAGUUUGAUGGCAACAAGCAACACUACUUCAACCAGAACUUCCUGCUGACCGCUCAGACUACUGCUAACAAUACCGUGUGGAAGAUUGCAAGUGACUGCUUCCGUUUUCAAGAUUGGGCUGCUAUUUAA
Budorcas taxicolor (takin) is the source of this 559-nucleotide messenger RNA. It is a transcript of the gene NXT2, whose product is annotated as nuclear transport factor 2 like export factor 2. Gene Ontology annotation, biological process: protein import into nucleus. Lineage: Eukaryota; Metazoa; Chordata; Mammalia; Artiodactyla; Bovidae. Gene Ontology annotation, cellular component: nuclear pore central transport channel. The record is from RefSeq and is a predicted model, not a curated record. Bases 131 to 559 code for a protein of 142 amino acids. The transcript has 4 exons.